Molecule: messenger RNA, 1050 nt
Organism: Bursaphelenchus xylophilus (pine wood nematode)
Lineage: Eukaryota; Metazoa; Nematoda; Chromadorea; Rhabditida; Aphelenchoididae
Source: the annotation of a GenBank genome assembly
AUGAUGAUUUCCCGAACUGUUUUUGUUCUUGCGUGCCUGGCCACCGUUAGUGGUAAGUUUUGCGACAUUUUUGAGUUUUUGUGACUUUCUCUUGUCACCAAAUUCUUUUUAGUUUGUAGUUUCUUCGAUUUUGCAUUGUUAUUUUUCCUAUUUUUAGCCGCCAAUCCCGCCAUUCUCCGGCAAUUCAACAAAUUGAUCAAUUCUGACGUCUGCCUCAAAAAAUGCAUGGACCAUCUUCAAGAGCAUGACAUUGAACUCUCGUUGGUCAAGCGCACCAACGUUACCGACCAUUUGCUCAACCUUGAGCUGGUCUGCGAGAUGAUUGGAUCGGCCAGAACUUGUCUGGACAAUUGCCAAGUCAAAUCCAAUCCGUUUGCCCUGCGCUCGGUGAACGCUCUGUGCAACCGCGAAACCAAGAAGAUUGUCGACGAAUUGCAGCCCUGCUUGACGCAACAUGGCCGUCAAAUCAACGAGGAAUGCAUUAAGGAGUGCGGAGACUACGAGACUUUCCACGAGCAGGUCAACGAAGCCUCGGCGAAAUUGGCCAAGCAGCCCUACUUUGACGCCGAAGCCCACAGCAACUUUGCCCGUAUGUCCAACGACGCUUGCGCCAUGUUCAAGUGCUCCCAGCGUUGCACUGUCCUCAAGACUUCGGCUACCUGCCCCCGCCUUCCCGACGGAAAUGAUGCCGGAGGCGCUGUUCGCUACCUCAUCGACUUGACCCUCCACACCCAUCGCGCCGACCUCGAUGGAAUGAGAUUGACCAACAUCAUGGCCACUCAAACCGAGCCCGAAUGCAACUACCUCUAUGCCCCCGAGGUCAUGUUCGACGUGCAACGUGAUCGCAUGAUGGUCGCCUCUCUUCAUGCUCAGCAAAAGAAGAUCAACGAGGACAUCAUUGCCGGACGCAGACCUCAGUUCACCACCCCGUCCAGCCUUCACCACAACCACAAGGAAGAGGUCGUUGUGCCCAUGGACCAGGAGGCUGAUCAGGUGGAGAAGGAACUGCACAAUAUUCUUCACACCUUCGAACACCCCAAACACCUCUAA